AUGUUUGAAGACUUUCUAUCUGAUCCUAAAUAUUCAAAUUCUAAAAAGAAACAUAAACAGCUUCAAAGGCUAUUACUCAAAUACAUUGAAGUACAGAAAUUUCAGGAAAUAAUAAGUAAUGAAGAUUUACCUUUGAAACAAAGACAAAGGUUGAAUAAAGCUAAAACAAAAAAGAAAAUACUUAAGAAAAUACAUGAAGAACUCAAUGAAAGGUUGCGGCCUGAGGAAACCUUCGAAAUAUGGCAUCUUUAUAAAAAUUUAAAUUUGGAUAGACAAAAAUCUGGCAAGAGGCAUGGUGUACAUGGACAAGGAAAUAUAACGGAAGGCCUAAUGGAUGAAUUGAUCAAAUCUAAUGAAAAUGAUGAAAUUGAGAGUGAUGGCUCGGAGAAUGAACUGAAGAUGGAUAACCAACUUGAUAGGUUUUUGAAUUCAUUUGAUCUGUCAAGCACUUGGACUAAGGCGAAUUUUUUGAUCAAGACUAAAGGGCUUGAAGUCCUCCCACAUGCGCCGUUAGAAACAUACUCUUCUGGUUUCAUGAAGAGCGACAAUGCCAGCUUAAUAAAUCAUCAUAUAAACAACCUUAAAACUUUAUUGCACAUAAAUAUUCUUAGACGUAAUUGGGGACUAGCAUAUAAAAUUUUUUGUUUACUAAUUAGAUUGCCUAAAGUUGAUAUUCGUUCAUUGUGGCCAUUGGGAAUUGAGAUUUUGAAUAGACAAAGAGAGGAAACGGCCUACGAUAACAGCGAUAUUAAAUUAUUUAAAGAUGAAAAGUUUUUUGAUUGGUUAUCGUCAUUCUUCAUAAUUAACAAACAUAGUAACACGUUCAAUUUAAGUAACACGAGGAAAAUAUCAGCUCCUAUUUGGAGAUCGGGUUCCAGAACCCAUACACCGAUGUAUGUGAUAACUUCUUUGUGGGGGCUAAUGAUCAAAAAUAAAUACGCAAGAUUGAGAGAUAGACUAGACGAAUUAUUACUAGAACCCCCUUACAAUACUGACGGUAUUUUUUAUUUCCUAAUGACCUUAUGCAAACUAUUAGAAAACUGUAAAUUAGCAAAUAAGUUCUCUAGCUUUAGUGAAGAAUGGCCAAGAGAUGAAAGUGAGAAUGAAGAUGAAGAUGAAAUGAAUGAUUCUCUCUUUCUUUCCAAAACUGAUAUACAUAAAAGAAUCCUAGAAAAUCAAAAGGUUAUUGAAAAAAACUUGGAAAAAUGUAAAGAGUUUAAUUUCGAUUUCCCGAAAGCUUUAAUUAAUAAUGAAAUAAACUGGAUUAUGAAACAAAUAAAUGAAGAUAAUAAUGACAACUCAUCGAUAUCAUCGAACUCUGAAAGGGAUUUCGAUAAUGAGGAUGAUGUUCACAACAGGAACAUUUCAAGUACACCGAUAGAUGUAGAACCGAUCUUUGAAGAUAUUGAUGGCAAGUCUAAAAGCCGUCAAAAUAGUAUUGAUUUAUAUGAAAAUAAACUGAGCAUUGAAGAAGCUGAAGAUAAUUCAAGAAAUGAUAAUUUAGAAGAAAACAAUCAAAGUAUGAAUUUUGAUUUCGACUUUGAUUAA
Molecule: messenger RNA, 1548 nt
Organism: Debaryomyces fabryi
Lineage: Eukaryota; Fungi; Ascomycota; Pichiomycetes; Serinales; Debaryomycetaceae
Gene: RRN11
Product: Rrn11p
Exons: 1
Coding region: 1-1548 (515 amino acids)
Biological process (GO): nucleolar large rRNA transcription by RNA polymerase I; transcription initiation at RNA polymerase I promoter
Cellular component (GO): RNA polymerase I core factor complex
Molecular function (GO): RNA polymerase I general transcription initiation factor activity; RNA polymerase I core promoter sequence-specific DNA binding; TBP-class protein binding
Source: RefSeq, a predicted model, not a curated record